Ruditapes philippinarum (Manila clam) is the source of this 1322-nucleotide messenger RNA. RefSeq lists its product as uncharacterized. NCBI's taxonomy places the organism in Eukaryota, Metazoa, Mollusca, Bivalvia, Venerida, Veneridae. The record is from RefSeq and is a predicted model, not a curated record. The transcript has 3 exons. The coding region runs from base 444 to 1322 and encodes 292 amino acids.
UCAGGUCCAUUUUCUUACACUUUCUUUCACAAUAUAUAAAGCGAUGAUAAUGUUAAAUAAAAGCACUCAUUACAUUGUAAAAUAACAUAUAGACAUUGGACUAUAUACUUUCCGCAGAAAGGUAUUUUAUACAAAAUUAAUGAACGAUUUUAUAAUGAAGUGUUUUACAUGAAGAAUAUCUACUACCUCUCUAUCAAUAACAUCGUAUGUUUUUGGAUGCAUCGAUUUAAAUUGACCUUAAACAUUAGUUUCAAUCACGCAAUUCGUCUUUUUCGCAUUGGUAUUCGUUCGUUCCUUCUGUACACGAGGACAGUUGAUGAGGAAAGACAGGAAUAUUUUUUUCUUGACUUCUAACAUGUAACUGUCAUGAAUAUUUCCGGGAGAGCUUAUCUGGAUGUUAAUGAGUAAUCCUAUAUAACUGAAAGGUACCAAAACCCAGAGAUAUGGCGACAUAUCUAUUGAUAAUAUUUUUACUAGCCCAUAACUCAGUACAUGCUCAGAGAGAAGAAAUAGAAUCGGGCGAAGGAGGAUAUGGGGGUGGUGGGGAAAGAGAAAUUGGAGAAGGAUUUGGUGAAGGUUUUGGAGGCAGUGGAUUUGGAGGUAGGGGGUUUGGUGAAGGCGGCUUUGGAGGAGGGGAAUAUGGAGAAGGUGGCUUUGGCGGGGAAUAUGGAGAAGGAGGGUUUGGAGGUAGGGGGUUUGGUGAAGGCGGCUAUGGAGGCGGGGAAUAUGGAGAAGGAGGGUUUGGAGGCAGGGGGUUUGGUGAAGGCGGCUAUGGAGGAGGGGAAUAUGGAGAAGGAGGGUUUGGAGGCAGGGGGUUUGGUGAAGGCGGCUAUGGAGGAGGGGAAUAUGGAGAAGGAGGGUUUGGAGGCAGGGGGUUUGGUGAAGGCGGCUAUGGAGGAGGGGAAUAUGGAGAAGGAGGGUUUGGAGGCAGGGGGUUUGGUGAAGGCGGCUAUGGAGGCGGGGAAUAUGGAGAAGGAGGGUUUGGAGGCAGGGGGUUUGGUGAAGGCGGCUAUGGAGGAGGGGAAUAUGGAGAAGGAGGGUUUGGAGGCAGGGGGUUUGGUGAAGGCGGCUAUGGUGAAGGAGGGGAAUAUGGAGAAGGUGGCUAUGGCGAGCGUGGAUUUGGCAGGAGAGGAUUUGGAGGCAGUUAUCUUGGUUAUGGACGAGGUUAUAGGUCUAGAUAUGGAGGUUAUAUGGGAUAUGGAGGUUACAGGAGAUAUCCAUAUUUUGGAAGGAGAUAUGGAUACAGAAGAUACAGAGGAUAUCGCGGAUACGGCGGAGGUAAAUAUACGUUCGUAACAGCCACACGUUUAAUACAUUGUUAA